This is a messenger RNA of Penicillium canariense, 1323 nucleotides long. RefSeq names its product cyclin family protein. Gene Ontology annotation, biological process: regulation of cyclin-dependent protein serine/threonine kinase activity. The transcript has a single exon. Lineage: Eukaryota; Fungi; Ascomycota; Eurotiomycetes; Eurotiales; Aspergillaceae. Gene Ontology annotation, molecular function: protein kinase binding; cyclin-dependent protein serine/threonine kinase regulator activity. Gene Ontology annotation, cellular component: nucleus; cyclin-dependent protein kinase holoenzyme complex. The record is from RefSeq and is a predicted model, not a curated record. Bases 1 to 1323 code for a protein of 440 amino acids.
AUGAUGGCGAUGGACCAACACAGCACGAUGUCACCCAGCCGGACGCUCCACCGCGCUGCCCUGGAUGAGUUCGUCACUCACCGAGUCUCGCGCGAGAUGGUGACACACCUGGCCCAGCAAGCAUCGCAGGUCAUCCGAUGCGAGGCCCAUGUGACCAACACCGUUAGCCAGCACGGCCAACCGACGCCGCCCUCCACCCCCCCCAUGGAUGGGGCCGACUCCCUGCCGCCACUGCCCUCCAUCGAAGAGUUCAUUGCAUCCCUCGUGGCUCGGUCGCAGGUCCAGGUGCCCACCCUCAUGAGCUCCCUCGUGUACCUGGGCCGCCUGCAGGCCCGUCUCCCGCCCGUGGCCAAGGGCAUGCGAUGCACCGUCCACCGCAUCUUCCUGGCCUCGCUGAUCCUUUCCGCCAAGAACCUGAAUGACUCGAGCCCGAAGAACAAGCAUUGGGCUCGAUACACCGCGGUGAAGGGCUACGAUGGGUUUGGCUUCUCGCUACCGGAGGUGAACUUGAUGGAGCGGCAGCUGCUCUUCCUGUUGGACUGGGAGACUCGUGUGACGGAAGACGACCUCUUGACCUACCUGGAGCCGUUCCUGGCCCCGAUUCGGCUCCGCAUGGAGCAGGAACGUGAACGGAAAGCGGAGGAGGAGCACCAGUGGAAGCAGCAUCACCGGUAUGGCCCCCAUCAUCCCCAGAUACCCUCGAUUCCUCGUGCUCAUACUUCCCCCAGACGACGUCUCGGCACCCCUGCGGAUCUGCUGGCCAACCGCCUGCGGCGUCAAAAGCUGGAGACCCGGGUUGACUCCCGCCGAACGAGCGAAGUCACCGGCCUGCGUCGGCUACCGAGCCAUGUCUCCUGCCCUGCCAUCCACAACACCCAUAACUCCCCCCAAUCUGUUGCGGAGCUGGAGCGCUACAACCCCUAUCAUCGCCAUCGCACUUCCCCCCACCGUGCCGGCCGGUCCAUCUCGCCGCCCUCCAUCCGCGAUGUUCCUGCCCUCUCGCACGCCGAGACAUUCAACUCGCUUUGCUCUCGCUCAUCCAGCGCUGCUCCUAGUUCCCGCGGCACUCCUGCCAGCAUCAGCACUUGCUCUUCCCACGGCGCGGACGACCUGAUGGUGACCGAUUCCACCACUAGCCCGUCUGUCUCCUUGACAUACAGCUUCGUCAACGUCGACGCGAAGCAACCCUUUGAGCCCGUUCGCCAGCCCAGCAAGAAGAUGAAGGUCUCUGGCCACGGCCACGGGGGCGGUUUUGUCGCGCGGUUCCUGGCUUCCGCGACUGGUUCCUAUAUGGGGAGCCGCAUCGGUCGGCCUCACGCCUAA